Eremomyces bilateralis CBS 781.70 is the source of this 5667-nucleotide messenger RNA. Its product is annotated as ARM repeat-containing protein. Gene Ontology annotation, biological process: proteasome assembly. Bases 133 to 5667 code for a protein of 1844 amino acids. Gene Ontology annotation, cellular component: nucleus; cytoplasm. NCBI's taxonomy places the organism in Eukaryota, Fungi, Ascomycota, Dothideomycetes, Eremomycetales, Eremomycetaceae. The record is from RefSeq and is a predicted model, not a curated record. Gene Ontology annotation, molecular function: molecular adaptor activity. The transcript is spliced from 2 exons.
GCCAUCACUUGAAUGCCUUAACAAUAAACCACCACUGUGUGAAUGGAUGCCUAUCCAUCGUAACUCGUUCUCCAGCUUUAAUAGAAGCCUUUAUUUUCUUCAUCGACAUGUUAUUCUGCGACACACCAAACAAUGCCCGAGAAAGAAACCCCCACCCCAGAGUCCGAGUUGGCUCUCAUAAGCAAAGUCGAGUUCAAAAUCGCCCUCGCGGAUACGGACACGAAGCUGGAAGUCGUCCUAGACAGAUUCCUCACUGCGCUAUUGUUGAAGUUGGAAUCGCCGCAUCUGGUGGUCCGGAAUAAGGUCCUCUCGAUAUGCCACCACCUCACCAGUCGCGUCCAACAUAUCCGGCUGCCCGUCAAAGCGCUGAUAGAGCAAGCCAAAAAAUUCCGGUCGAACAAAGUGUUGCAGCACUCGGAUCUGUCGUUUAUCGUGCCCGGCUUUAUGCAUCUCUCGGCGGACGAGCUUCGGGAUCUCAUUCCCAUCUUAGCAAAAGAUGUCCACCUUGACAUGGGCGCGUCGACGGGCCUAGCGUCCUACCAGCUUUAUUUCAUCCUGAGAGCGAUAUGUGCUCAGGAGAUUUUGGAACGCGGCUCAGCGGAAGAGGAGGAGAUCUUCGCAAAACCGGAAUGGCAAAUCGGUGAGCUCGACCGAGCAUGGAUGGUCAAAUGGUUUACGAGGCUGAUGCUCUUCUUACCGGGUGAUAACCCGCAGCCUGGAAUCAAGAAAUCGGAUCAAGAGUUUUUCAUGGUUUCACCCCAAAAGAAGCUAUGGAACCCGAUAAUACCGGGCGGGCUAUACGUUGUAAAAUGCAAGCAGAAGGUCCUCUGGUUCCUGUCGUCUCGUGUGUUCGCCGAAAACCCAACCCGCAUCCUGGCAUAUUUGUAUGCUGCUGCGGACGGAAACUCUGCGUUGUCAGAGACGGCGAAGGAUUUGAUUAAGCGGGAGAUUGCCAGCGCCGACCUAGAGGAUAAAGGGUUGAUACAGGCGAUUUACAACGGUUACCUCGGAAAUUCUCCAUCGUACUUGGACGCUGGAAUAUUCCAUAUUCCGAAACCCGCUGUACAGAUCCAGCUCCUAAAAUUUCUCGGCCGCUCCACGAUGAGCACUACCUUUCCGUUGAUGUUAACCGCCAUUAUCGAGAACGUCCUGUUCAAGAAGCCCGAGGACAGUCCAUCGGAGCCUCCCAGUCGCCGAAUCGAUCGGGGAACCGAGGCCAACAAACUCAGGGCCGCGAUCUUCAGCUACCUGACCUUCUUUGCGCGAAACGCGGACGUAGAAGACUUGGAGCCCAUCGCUACGCCGCUGAUUGCCCGGCUUCGAACCUUCGUAGAAGAGUACGGAUGGCCAGCCCUCGAGACAGCUCAGUCCGGAGACGCCGACACCAGGCGGACUGCGUACGAAGUCAUCGGAAUCCUGACCAAAGCCGAUAAGAAAGCCGACGUGGGCCUGCUGCAAUGGCUGUUCACAUCCCUUGGCUACGACACAAGCGGAAGGGAGACCACUCUCAUAAUCGGAGAUGCGCUGUCAUCUUUGAUCUCAAUAUUUGCGGAUAGAUCGGCUGUGCAAGAGUCCGAGCUCAUCGACGUCCUGCGGGACGAGAAUCCCGGUUUUGAUUUCGACGAGGUGACCCUGAACGACGUGGCCCUUGAUCCCGCAUUGCGGUCGAGGAUAUACCACGCUCGAUACCUUGGGCUUCGUUUCGUCAACCAGUGCUUGCCAUUCGAAAACGUGGCCGCUCGGUUGCUGAAUCUUCGGGUUCUCACGGUCACCGAUGUAGAAGCGCGGGAAGUCGUCGAGGAAGCGAAACGCGGACUGGAUCCAAAUUGGUUCAAAAUCCGGGAUCUUUACCCUGUCGAUGGACAAUCCACACGAUCUAUCAUAUUCCCUCCAUACAUUGAUAUCAUGUCGGGGGCGCUUCCAUGGUUCAAAAAGACGAAUAUUGCUGGGCGUCUGGGACCAGUGGUAAAGUUCGCGUAUUUGAUGCUACUCCAGGAAGCGUUUGACCAGCACUCUGUUGGAGUGGUGGUUGACCAGUCAUGGGAAAGACGACUUUUGACCGCCAUCGAGAACGAGGUAGAUACGCAAGACGCACUUGCCGACUAUCUUAAAACGAUGGACGAAAAAAAGAUGGACAGGCUGCUGAACCUCCGCAAUGCCUGCGUUCCUUACCUGGAUCCCGACCUAUUCAAACAGUUUCCAGCCUCCAAAAAUAUCCUCCUCCGGCUGGUCAAGAUCGGCAGUAUAUCGGAAACCGGACGCAGCCGCCUCGCCCUCGCCUACCAAACCCUACCCGACUUGAAGCCGGCUCUUUUCUCGCAUGAUAAAUCCCUUCGAAUAUUUGCCGCCGAAGUCUUCGGAUUGUGCGACGACACUGGCAGUUACAAUGGGACGACCCUUGUAGGCUCCUGCAUGGAGUCCGUUCGGAACUGGAACACAUCCGCUUCUGGCACGGGGUCAUAUAACUGGAAAGUGGAUGGUUCUAUCCUUCUUCUCUCUAAUCACUGGAGUCGGAUAAAAUACGAUGGUGCUAACGAACAGAGAGACUCGUUCAUGAAGUUCGUUAAGGAAAUAUUGGAGACAUCCAAGGACACCAGUUUGCUGGAAACGUGCUUUUACGCUGUUAGCCAAAUCUCUAUCUUCCACUCCAUGGAAUUUGACAAGCCCACAAUAUUUCCCCUGGUCCUCGAGACAGCAAAGAAGGGCAACGAGCGUGCCAUUACUACUUUAGGACACAUUGCCAUGCAUUUCCGAACGGAAGCGGCCGACGACUUCAAAAUGGCUUUAGAUGCGUUUAGGGAUCUGCACGAAGUCCGGCAGACUGAGACGCAAUUUGCUGUGGGCGAGGCAAUAUCCUGCUUCGCAGGGGGGUGGGCCUCAAAGGUCAUGGUUAACCUACGCGAGCACUCGUUGAAACUUUCACUGGACGAAGUGGAUGACCCACAGGCAGUACCUACCAUCAUGGAAAGUGUGCUAAAAGAUUGUCGGAACGCGAAGCCCGCAUUGAGGAAGGCGGCGGCCAUUUGGCUACUGUGCCUCGUCCAGUACUGCGGACAUCUGAAGGAGAUGAAGAAGUACUUGACUCAGUGUCAAACUGCAUUUCUACACUGCUUGUCCGAUCGAGACGAGAUGGUACAAGAAGCCGCCUCACGAGGCCUUGGAACUGUAUACGAGAUGGGCGAUCGGGACCUCAAGGACGAUUUGGUCCGGAACCUUGUGAAUGCCUUCUCGGAGAGCAAGUCACAGCUGUCCGGAAAUGUCACGGAAGACACGGAGCUCUUCGACGAAGGGAUGCUGCGCAAUCGUGACGGCUCGAUCAAGACGUACGGAGACAUCCUAAACUUGGCACAGGAAGCUGGGGAUUCGACACUUGUCUACAAGUACAUGGCUAUUGCCUCGAAUAAUGCGAUGUGGUCUAGUCGAGCCGCAUUCGGCAAGUUCGGGUUGAGCAGCGUCCUUUCAAGCUCAAGCGUCGAUGGAUAUCUGGCCGAGAAUCCUAAGCUGUACCCGAAGCUCUAUCGAUACCGAUUCGAUCCAGUUGAGAACGUGCGAAGAGCCAUGAACGAUAUUUGGACCGCACUUGUCCCCGACACUUCCGCGACGCUCGACAAGUAUUUCGAUCCCAUCAUGGAGGAUUUGCUGCGUCAUAUCCUCUCCGGGAAGGAAUGGCGGGUGCGACAGGCGUGCUGUGCUGCCAUCGCGGACCUCGUUCAAUCCAAGCCAUUCGAGAUGUAUUACAAAUAUCUGGGCGAGAUCUGGGCUAGUUGCUUCAAGGUGCUCGACGACAUUAAAGAGUCGGUCAGAGCGGCCGCAGCGGGCCUUGCGAGGACGUUGACAGGAAUCGUCACCAGAUCGCUUGAAAGCGGUUCGGGAUCGAAAAUGUCGAGAUCGAAAUCCCACGCGAUGUUAACCGACGUCGUGCCAUUUCUCCUUUCCCCCGCGGGACUUGAGUCCAGCGCCAAAGAAGUGCAGGUAUUCUCGAUCACGGCGCUGCUAGACAUCGUCAAGAAAGCCAGCGCCGAAGCCCUCCGACCGUUCAUCCCCGAGCUUGUCGAGCGGAUCAUCGGGCUGCUCACAUCGUUGGAACCACAGGAGAUCAACUAUAUCCAUCUGAACGCGGACAAGUACGACUUGACCGAGGAGAAGAUCGACGCGAUGCGAUUGAACUCGAUUCGCGCGAGCCCGCUCAUGGAUGCAAUUGAGCGCUGCCUUGAUCUCGUGGACGACGAGACCAUGGACCGCCUUGUCCCCUGCCUCGAGAUCGCCAUGCGAACUGCCGUCGGGUUGCCCUCGAAAAUCGGCGCCGGGCGUGUCCUCGUUUCCCUGGCCACCCGACACCACCAAGUUUUCAAGCAGGCAAAAGCCAACAGUUUUUUAGUCCUCUUACAGAAAUACGUGCUCGACCGAAACGAGACUGUGUCCACUUCCUACGCCGUUGCCGCGGGGUAUCUGGCGCGGAUUGCGUCCGAUGCCCAAAUCUUUCGACUCUUUGAGUUCUGCCGUAACCUCUACCUUACCGCCGACGACGAUCGGAAACGCACGGUUUCUGGUGACAUCGUCUACGCGGUUGCGAAGCACGCAUCCGACCGGCUCAAGGCUGUUGCGGCGGAUAUCCUGCCGUUCGUCUUCUUCGCCAAACAUGACAGCGUCGCCAGCGUCAAGGACGAAUACCAGAAAGCGUGGGACGAUACGGUCGGCGGAUCCAGGUCGGUCCUUCUCUAUCUAAAUGAGAUCAUCGAUAUAUCGAAGCUGCACUUGGAUUCGCCGAAGUGGGUGCUCAAACACACUGCCGCGCGAACGGUGGCAGACGUCAUCAACAGCAUCAUCCAGGCCUCCAGUACGAUCAACAAGGACCAAGCGGAUGUCGUCUAUCCUGCUUUGAAGAAAGCGUUGGCUGGGAAAACGUGGGAUGGGAAAGAGGGAGUUCUGACUGCCUUCGUCUCCUUCGUCGAGAAGACCGAGCACCUCUGGCGUGAGGACGAAAUGUCCACGAAAGACAUCGUGGGGAUCGCAGCCCGGGAAGCGGGGAGGCAGAACUCCAAGUAUCGACCAACUGCCUUGAUGGCUAUUGGGAAGAUCGCCGGGCUGCAAGACGAUGACGGACUCUCGAGGACGGCGUUUGAGAAGGCGCAUGAGGUUGUGAAGACAUUGUUAGUGAAUGAGGAUGAUAUGGAUGUCGACGGCGACGACUCGACUGUCAAAGGGUCGCUGCGGGACGAGACCUUGAUCGCUGCGAUUCAGGCGAUGGGCAAUGCUUUCAACGACGCGGUAUUUCAAAGCAAUGACUCUGCCACCCUAAUCACCCAAUACCUCCAAACCAUCCACGUCGCCACCGCCUCCGCCUCCAACCCCAUCCACACCACCAUCGCCUCCUCCCUCGACGCCUUCCUCACUAAAUUCCCGGAUCACCCCGAACCCACGCUCGGCGCCGCCGAGGACAGGGUGCUCGAGCACCUGCGCACCGUGCUCUUCGACACCGAGCCGCCACACGAGGCGCUGCGGGCGCGGCGGGCGCGGCAGAUUAAGGUACUGGCGGGGAAGCGAUGGGAGAAGGCGAAUGAGGUGAUAUGGGCGCGGGUGGGGGAGAUGGUGGAGGGUGAGAUUUCGCCGGGGGUGAGGGAGACGUUGGAGGAGGCGUUGAAGGUGGUGGAGGAGAGGGAGGGGUGA